CAUCUCAUUAAUGAGCCACAGCAAAGCACGGAUCAGGAGGUUUACACAUCCCAGCUGUAUUUGCUGUCAGCUGAUCAAAACUGCAACAGGUAUCACUGGAGAAAGAGGGAUACCACAUUAUUUAAGGAUGCUGUUUCUGUGAAGUAAAUAGACACUUUAAAAGCCCAGGACCUAUAUAGUGAGGAGGACUGAACUUUCACUGGGAGGCAGAGCUACACAGAGAAGCGUUGAGAGGGGCCGGUUCAGCCAUGGAGGUCGCAGAUCAGUCCCGGUGGAUGGCGCAUCAUCACGCCGUGCUGAACGGCCAGCACCCGGACUCCCACCACCACAGCCUGGGCCACAACUACAUGGAGCCCAUGGCGUCUCUGCUGCCCCAGGACGAAGUGGACAUGUUUCUGAACCACUUGGACUCUCAGGGGAACCCUUACUACUCCAACUCCCGGGCAAGGGUCACGUACAGCCAAGCACACGCUCGUUUAACUGGGAAUCAGGUUUGCCGGCCACACCUCAUCCACAGCCCGGGUAUUCCUUGGUUGGACCCCGGGAAAAGUGCGCUGUCGGCGGCGCACCACCAUAACGCAUGGGCGGUCAGCCACUUCAGCAAACCCGGCCUGCACCCCGCCGGCCCCGGCUACCCCUGCAGCAGCAGCUCCGGCACGACCCCGGCCUCGCACCCCAGCCCGCACCUCUACAGCUUCCCCCCCACCCCUCCCAAAGACGCGUCCCCGGACCCGGGCCCCACUUCCCCCACGGCCCCCAACCCGGCCAGGAUGGACGAGAAGGAGUCAGUCAAGUACCAAGUCUCACUCACGGACGGUAUGAAAAUGGAGAGCUGCAGUCCGCUGCGCAGCAGCAGCCUGACCUCCAUGAACAUCCAGGCCCCGACCACGCACCACCACCCCAUGCUCCCCACGUACCCGGCCUACCCGCUGCCCGCUCCCCACGACUACAGCGGCGGCCUCUUCCACCCGGGCAGCCUCCUCGGCGCGGCCUCCUCCAGCUUUACCUCCAAAUGCAAAAGCAAAGCCAGGUCGAGUUCAGAGGGUCGUGAAUGUGUAAACUGCGGUGCCACGUCCACUCCUCUGUGGCGGCGGGAUGGUACCGGGCACUACCUGUGCAAUGCCUGUGGGCUGUACCACAAGAUGAACGGCCAGAACCGACCACUCAUCAAGCCCAAACGGAGACUGUCCGCUGCUCGACGUGCAGGCACCUGUUGUGCAAACUGCCAGACGACCACCACCACCCUGUGGAGACGCAACGGGAAUGGGGAUCCGGUGUGCAACGCCUGCGGCCUUUACUUUAAACUGCACAAUGUGAACAGACCCUUGACCAUGAAGAAAGAAGGCAUCCAGACACGCAACCGCAAGAUGUCCAGCAAGUCCAAGAGGAACAGACGAGUAGGGGACAGCUUUGACGAGCUGUCCAAAUGCAUGCAAGACAAGGGCUCCCCCUUUGGCAGCGCAUCUGGCCUUACCAGCCACAUGAGCCACAUGGGUCACCUCACCCCCUUCAGCCACUCAGGACACAUGUUGCCCACUCCCACACCUAUUCACCCUUCAUUUGGUCACCCCCACCAUUCCAAUCGCUCACCCGUGUGGGCUGAGCCUCACUGAGGCCCCAGCAGACCCAGAAACCCUUCACCUGUAGGAGCCACCACAUUGCCAUAAACACUAACUGGCCUCCACAUCACAUUGGAAGCUGAGUGGAUCUGUGUUAUGUACAGUGGUUGGAGGGAAAAGACUUUCAGAUGGACUGACUGAGGGAGGGUCAUGUUUUGACUGGCCUCUCUGGUGGGAUGUUGCACAGAGCAGGACUUUCGGCGAUCUCUGUGAAAAGCUAAUGCGAUGAGGGCUUGUUGGUCCUUUAUUGACUGGGGCUUGCAGGAAAGGAGAGAAUGGAGACGCUUGUCAUUUUAUUAGCUUAUUUUUACUAUGUCACUUUGGUACCCACCUCUCCCUGACCCUGCAACAGGAGACUCAAGAGAGGUCUUCAAAAGAACCACUCUUUUCACCUCAUCUUGUUAUAUCCUGAGAUAUCUGCACCCUGUCCAUAGUCAGGCUGUAGUCCACAACUGUUGUGGACGGACAGACAGACCAUUGCUGGAAGUCUUCAGUCUGGCUGAGCACAAGCAGCUACACUCGUACGCCUCCGUUACGAACCAGCCAGACAAACAAAACCAAGAAAUCAGUGUUCUUCUCACAUGCUGGAUUGUAUUCCACCACAAUGCUCACCUGUUUUUGAUAGGAGUUUUAUGAAAACAAAAACAACAGCGUAGUAAAAAGAGUGUUUAUAAAUGCUUAAUUGCUAUUAUUGUUGUUAUAUUUGAUGUUAUAAUUAUUGUUGCAAUAAUUUAUUUUUACCCUUUCAGCUUUCGUCAGACAUGCAUGGAAACCUAUUAUUUUAAUUUCAUGGUUAUUACGUAAAGAAAACACUGACCUGUCCUAGAUGAAAAGUCGCUGAGCUCAGCUGUAUGUUUUGUAUUAUUUUUUUCCCAUCUCACAAAGAAAAUGAAAUAAACCCUUAUACUGAAGCAAAGUCUGUCUUAAUUAAUGGUACCAUAUACAGAUUUAGUUUCAGAUAAGGGCGCAGACUGCAGGAAAGGGGGAAAAAAUGAUAUUUUUAUUACUAUAUAUUAAUACUAUUAAUUAAUAAUAGAAGAUUUACUUCAGCGCAAUAAGCCCUCUUUGCCUAUGAAACAGCACCAAAUCACAUCUCAGUUGAUAUGUUACAGAAUUCCUAGUUCCUUUUGCCAGUGCAUAUACUGUAUCUCUUAAUGAUUCUUGUUGUAUUUGUGGGGUUUGUAAGAUCAACCCAUAGACUGAUAUGAAUCUAAUGGUUUAAAUUAUUUCAAAUGUUUUUGCUCUAUUUUACAUGAAGAAUGAUCCGUAUCUUAUUGUUAUAUAAAGAAUGCUUGGUCAUUAAAAUUAUAA
Molecule: messenger RNA, 2930 nt
Organism: Cololabis saira (Pacific saury)
Lineage: Eukaryota; Metazoa; Chordata; Actinopteri; Beloniformes; Belonidae
Gene: gata2a
Product: GATA binding protein 2a
Exons: 6
Coding region: 249-1613 (454 amino acids)
Biological process (GO): negative regulation of transcription by RNA polymerase II; cell fate commitment; positive regulation of transcription by RNA polymerase II
Cellular component (GO): nucleus
Molecular function (GO): RNA polymerase II cis-regulatory region sequence-specific DNA binding; zinc ion binding; DNA-binding transcription factor activity, RNA polymerase II-specific
Source: RefSeq, a predicted model, not a curated record